AUGGUACAGCCCGAGUCUGCCCUUAUAGCGGCAUCAUCAAAUAGCGAUACAGUCUACAUCUGGCGUACUGAUACAGGCGAGUGUACACAAGUGCUGGAGAACAAAACUGAAACGACUCAAUUCGUCACUUUCUCACACGAUUCAUCACUGGUCCUGGCAUCAACCGACGAUGGCAAAGAUGCUCAGAUCUGGCGUACUGAUACAGGCAAGAGUAUUCAAAAGCUAGAAAGGUGCACAGUGAGCUGGGCCAGAUCUGCUGUCUUCUCGCACGACUCGGCCUUUGUAGUGUCGGCAUCGUCCAAUGAACUCAGGGUAUGGAAGAUCAAUACAGGCGGCUGCGCUCGAGUAGUCCCUACAAAAGGGUGGGAUAUGCAGCUUUUGUCUUCCGAGCCUGGCAACUUGCCAUUCGGGCCAGGCAAAUUGCCAUCCGAACUCAGCAGCACCUGCAUCGUCACCAAUAUCGGCGCCAUAGCCUUUGCCAAGAGUGCUACAACCUUCAGCACUAUUGGUAUUGGCGUCAGUCGAGAUCGUUGCUGGAUCACUUGGAACGGCCAGAACCUAUUGUGGCUGCCGGUUGAAUUCCGCUCAGAAAAGACAGCUGUCCGAGGGUCGACUGUUGUGAUCGGAUGUGACUCUAGACUCAUCGUUUUCCGGUUUAACGAGGCCGCUCUUCGACUGAUAUACGGCUAG
Molecule: messenger RNA, 690 nt
Organism: Colletotrichum graminicola M1.001
Lineage: Eukaryota; Fungi; Ascomycota; Sordariomycetes; Glomerellales; Glomerellaceae
Exons: 2
Coding region: 1-690 (229 amino acids)
Molecular function (GO): protein binding
Source: RefSeq, a predicted model, not a curated record